Molecule: messenger RNA, 2071 nt
Organism: Mytilus californianus (California mussel)
Lineage: Eukaryota; Metazoa; Mollusca; Bivalvia; Mytilida; Mytilidae
Product: tripartite motif-containing protein 45-like
Exons: 1
Coding region: 62-1996 (644 amino acids)
Biological process (GO): positive regulation of DNA-templated transcription
Cellular component (GO): nucleoplasm; chromatin
Molecular function (GO): zinc ion binding; ubiquitin-protein transferase activity
Source: RefSeq, a predicted model, not a curated record
AUAUUUAUCAGUUGAAAUUCUUUGAACAAGGAAAUUUUAUACAUGUUAGUAUGAGGAUAAAAUGGCGACAUCGUUAAACGUAAAGGAAGAAGCUGAACAUAUAAAAGAAGAUUUUGUCGAUUUAUUGACGUGUAGUAUUUGUUUUGAAAUAUUUAAACAGCCAAAGUAUUUACCGUGCCUUCAUACGUUUUGUGAGACUUGUAUAAGUUCAUACAUUGUUUCAAAGGCGAAGGGAAACAACUUAAAGGGAUUCAAAUGUCCAGUAUGUCGUCGCUUUGUUCCUAUGGGAGACAAUAUGAAGAAUCCUGAGACAUGGGCUAGAUCUUUGCCGGGAAAUUAUUUUGUCGUUUCGAUGAUUGAUAGGAAAGCAAUGAAGAAAACUGAAAAACUUUGUGAUACUUGUAGCAGUAAAAGUAUUUCGAAAGAGGCGAUUUCUUGGUGUACGGUUUGUGCGGAAGCAUAUUGUGAUACUUGUGACGACUAUCACAGAUCAUACAAAAUGGCCCGAAAUCACAAGAUAGUACCGAUUAAAGAUAUGCAUGAAGAAACGUCUAUUUCAAAUAUUUGUUCGUUUGUUGCUUGCGAUGAACAUCCAGACAUGGCAAUUGGAAUCUACUGCAAGGAUCACUCCCAGCCAUGUUGUACCAUUUGUGCUACUGUACACCAUAGAAAAUGUGAACACGUGGUUACCAUUGAUAAGGCUGUAGCUGGUGUAAAAGAGUCUAAAAAAGCACAGGAAUUUAUGAAUAAAUUAAACGAAACAGGUAAAAAAUUAGAUGGAGUUAUCAAAAACCGAAAUCAUUAUACGACAAAUUACAAAAAAGAAGUAGAUGUUGUCUUAAUGGAAGUUGCAAACAUGCGUAAAAAAGUAAAUGAAAAAUUGGAUAAAAUGGAAAAUAAGAUAAGAGACGAAAUAAAUGGUGCAAGGAAACGAAAUCUUCUAAGACUAAGCGAGGAUUCCACAGAAUUAUUCACAUUGAAGAGUAAGCUUGAUCAUUGGAAGAAUAUAUUUGAAAAGUGUCUAUCCCAGGGAACCGAACUACAAUGCUUGGUCAAAUUGGAGGGAAUUUCAAGAAAAAUUCCGCAGUUCGAAAAGGAUUUGUCUACAGUUAUUCAAGGAAUAAGGGACGUGUCUGUUAAGUUUGAAGCUACAGAAAUUGUUUCAGAUACUGUUCGCUUCGGUCACCUACAUUAUAAUGAAAAAAAGCCGUCUUUUCUGGGUUUAAAGACUGUAAACUUUCAUACUGGAAAGAUCAAAUUUUUGUUUACAAUCGACAUUAGAGGUAGUUUUAUCAGUGGUAUAUUCUUUAACGACGAUAUCAUUAUAACGGACCAUGAUAAGAAAAUGGUGGUUCAUCAUGAGAAAAAUGGGAAACAAACGGAAAAAUUAAACAUUCCGAAACCCCCAACUGAUAUCACAAAGGUGAAUGAUUGCACUGUAGCCGUGUCUUCAAAUACAGAGAAAAUAUUUAUAAUUAACGUGAAACCGUUAACAUUAGUAAAGACUUUGGAUAGCAGUGUUCCUUUGUGGGGAUUAUGUUUGGUUGACAAUGAGUACAUAACAGCUAGAAACGGUAACAUUUCUUGGUUAAACGCUGAAACGGGGGCUAAGAUAAAACAAAUACAAACAACAAGCUCAGAUACACGAUUUGUCACGUGUUACCAGAAAAGUGAAUACAUUUACUGUAAGGGUGGACACACUAUUAACUUUGAAUCAGCUGUCGGUAAAGGUUUUCAGUAUAACCAUAGUAACUUAUCUAAUCCGUAUAAUCAGGAAAUUGACAAAGAAGGGAAAAUAUACAUAGUAGGAUACGGUUCACAUAACAUACAUCAGCUGACUUCUACUGGUCAGCUUAUCCAGAUCAUACCUGUAUCAGAAAUAGACAAGACAAUCACUGGAUAUCCAUGGGUGAUGCGCUUCAAACGAAAUACUAAUCGGUUUAUUUUAACAUUUAAUUCAUGGAAAGUUCCAGUCUAUGUUUGUGAAAUUGAAUAAACUGCAAUUUAGAAUAGUUUUUUUAAAUAAGAUGUCUAGAAUCGGUUCAUAUGAUCAUUAAACAAUGUUAAAUUA